CAUGAUUAAACUGAAUCGCAUCUUUCCUUGCCUUUUACAUUGGCGUUCUGCUUGGUCUCUCCCUAUGGCCACAGAAGUAAACAAAGAGCUGAAACAGUUUCCUCUAGUGCCACUCGCUCCUCGGGUGAACCCGACCGGAAGAGGGGUUCGUAAGAAGCAAACUUCAAAUCCCAUCUUCAAACUCAACGAUGCGACUACCUUACAAGGUUUUCAGUCAAUGCCGUCAGUUAGUCAUAUACUGAAUGAAACUCGAAGUGAGGAAGAUGUUUUGAAGUUGAACCAAUGGAAGAAUGCCAAGAUCAGGGAAUUGGGAGGAGAGGAGCAGUUUCAGGAGUACUCCGAAAGCAUGGCUCAGUUUUCCGCGCAAUGUCAUUCGCUGAUCAAGAAGAAAAUUGAAAACGAAAUCGAUUUUGAGUCGGCAGCAGACAUCGGCGAUGAAAGAACAAAAAAUAUUCUCAAGCAAUUUGAUCAAAUUCGAGCAGCCAAUGUUACCGACAUAAGCAUGUGUGAAAAAACUGUCGUUCACGAUGUUUUGGGCUAUAGAGGAAAGUUUGAUUGCCUAAUCGAAGUUAGUGGUUUAAGAUUAAUUGCGGAUUGGAAAAUUCCAGAUAAUGCAAAUAGGCGUAGAUUGGGAAUCCAAGAUUGUCAACUGAGUGAAUUGUUGCAAUGUGUUGCUUACUUAGGAGCAAUAAAUCAUUCGAAAUUGGUUGAGAAACCCUUGGACGGGUUUUGCCUUGUUUAUUUGUAUCACGACAAUCAAAGCCCUCCUGAUGCACAAGUGGUAACAGGGAAAGAUUGCAAUCCGUUUUGGGCCGCGUGGGUCAGCAAAGUGAAGCAGUAUCAUUCGCAAAGCUCAGAAAACUUGAAAGCAUUUUCUUCUUAAGAUGAUCUGGUUGAUUGAAAUGUUGAAGCAGUAACAAUCGCAGAACUGUUAUAGCUUGAAAUCUUUUUCCUCCGAAAAUGUUUGAAAUGAAUUGCAAUAUCGAAGCAGUAACAUUCGCAGAACUCAAAAAACUAGAACUCAUUUUGGGUUGAAGAUGAUUUGACUGAAUAGCAAUACUGAAGCAGUAGCAUUCGUAGAACGAAAACUUGAAAUCUUUUUCAAAUUUUCUCAGUUGAAUUGCAAUAUCGAAGCAGUAUAGUUUUAUUUUGUGAUUUUUGUU
Symsagittifera roscoffensis is the source of this 1163-nucleotide messenger RNA. Its product is annotated as mitochondrial genome maintenance exonuclease 1-like. The record is from RefSeq and is a predicted model, not a curated record. The coding region runs from base 2 to 883 and encodes 293 amino acids. The transcript has a single exon. Lineage: Eukaryota; Metazoa; Xenacoelomorpha; Acoela; Convolutidae. Gene Ontology annotation, biological process: mitochondrial DNA replication. Gene Ontology annotation, molecular function: single-stranded DNA exodeoxyribonuclease activity. Gene Ontology annotation, cellular component: mitochondrion.